AAAAUAAAAAAAGCCUAAGUAGAAUAUGUUCACAAUUGAGUGGUCAACUGGUCAACCCUAUCAUUUCUUUAUAUCUACUUCACACACAAAAAUGAAAAAAACAAAAAAGAAAAAGAGCUUGCAUUGCAUUGUUAGCUGAACCAGCAUUAUUGCAGGGGUAAUUCAAUGGGAUCUGCCAAUGAAGAAUCCUCUUCUUCAGGAUGGUCGAACCAUGUUUUCUUGAGUUUUAGGGGUGAUGACACACGAAAGGGUUUCACAGACCAUCUUUUUGCUUCACUAGAGAGAAGGGGGAUCAAAACAUUCAAGGAUGAUCAUGAUCUCGAGAGGGGAAAAGUGAUAUCAGUGGAACUCAUGAAAGCAAUUGAAGAGUCCAUGUUUGCACUCAUCAUUCUCUCACCAAACUAUGCUUCCUCAACAUGGUGUUUGGAUGAGCUCCAAAAGAUUGUAGAGUGUAAGAAAGAAGUUUUUCCAGUCUUCUAUGGUGUAGACCCCUCUGAUGUGAGGCACCAGAGAGGGAGCUUUGCCGAGGCUUUCAGAGAACAUGAAGAGAAAUUCAGAGAAGACAGAAAGAAGGUGGGAAAAUGGAGAGAUGCCUUGAGAGAAGUUGCAGGUUACUCUGGCUGGGACUCCAAGAAUCAGCAUGAGGCAGCACUGAUAGAAACAAUAGUUGGACACUUACAACAAAAAUUAAUUCCUAGAUUGCCAUGUUGCACUGAUAACCUUGUUGGGAUUGAUUCACGGAUGGAGGAAGUGAUUUCACUCAUGGGCACAGGUCUAAAUGAUGUUCGCUUCAUAGGAAUAUGGGGCAUGGGGGGAAUAGGUAAGUCAACCAUUGCUAGAUUAGUAUACGAAGCAAUCAAAGAGGAAUUCAAGGUUAGUUGCUUUCUUGAAAACGUUAGGGAGGAGUCUAAGACAAAUGGCUUAGUUCAUAUUCAAAAGGAAUUUCUUUCUUAUCUUAAUGUAAGAAGCAAUGAUUUUUACAAUUUAUAUGAUGGGAAAAAAAUAAUAGCUAACUCUUUAAGAAACAAAAAGGUUCUUCUUGUUCUUGAUGAUGUAAGUGAAUUAAGCCAAUUGGAGAAUUUAGCUGGAAAGCAAGAAUGGUUUGGUCCAGGAAGCAGAGUAAUGAUCACAACCCGAGAUAAGCACUUGCUAACGACACAUGGAGUGCAUGUAACUUGUAAGGCAAAAGGCUUAGCCCAAAAUGAAGCCCUUCGGCUCUUUUGUUUGAAAGCAUUUAAACAAGAUCAACCUAAAGAAGAGUAUUUGAAUUUGUGCAAAGAAGUGGUUGCAUAUGCAAGAGGCCUUCCAUUAGCUCUUGAAGUAUUGGGUUCCCAUCUUCAUGGAAGAACCGUUGAGGUUUGGCAUAGUGCUUUAGAACAAAUAAGAAGUUUUCCGCAAUCCAAAAUCCAAGAUACACUGAAAAUAAGCUAUGACAGUUUACAACCUACGGAGAAAAAAAUGUUUCUUGAUAUUGCCUGUUUUUUCAAAGGGAUGGACCUAGAUGAAGUGAUAAAUAUCUUAGAAAAUAGUGGAGAUCAUCCCAAAAUUGGAAUUGACAUUUUGAUUGAAAGAUCUUUGGUAACUCUGGAUAAGAUGAAGAAUAAGUUCGGGAUGCAUGAUUUGCUACAAGAAAUGGGUAGGAAUAUUGUAUUUCAAGAAUCUCCAAAUGAUCCUGGCAAACGUAGUAGAUUGUGGUCUCAAAAAGACAUUGAUUAUGUAUUGACAAAAAACAAGGGAACUGAUGAAAUUCAAGGCAUAGUUCUGAAUUUAGUUCAAUCGUCUGAUUAUGAAGCACGCUGGAGCACUGGAGCCUUCUCCAAGAUAAGCCAGCUAAGGUUACUCAAGUUAUGUGAUAUGCAACUUCCCCUUGGCCUCAACUGCCUUCCUAGUGCACUAAAAGUUCUUCAUUGGAAGGGAUGUCCUUUGAAAACCUUACCACUUAAUAAUCAACUAGAUGAACUUGUUGACCUCAAAUUGCCUCAUAGUAGAAUAGAACAACUUUGGCAUGAGACAAAGUUUCUGGAAAUGCUGAAGUCCAUCAUUUUGAGCUUUUCCAAAAACCUAAAGCAAUCCCCGGACAUUGUUGGGGUUCCAAAUCUUGAAUCAUUGGUUCUUGAAGGUUGCACAAGUUUAACUGAAGUUCAUCCGUCCCUUGUAAACCAUAAGAAACUUGUUAUGGUGAAUUUAAAAGAUUGCAAAAGGCUCAAAACUUUUCCAAGUAAAAUGGAGAUGAGUUCCUUGAAAGAUUUAAAUCUUUCUGGUUGCUCUGGAUUUAAAUAUCUUCCAGAGUUUGGGGAAAGCAUGGAACAUUUGUCAAUGCUUUCUUUAGAGGGGACUGCUAUAACAAAACUACCCUCAUCGUUGGGAUGUCUAGUUGGCCUUAAUCAUUUGGAUUUGGGGAAAUGCAAGAAUCUUGUUUGCCUUCCAGAUACCAUUCAUAAAUUAAAGUCCCUCAUAGUUUUGAAUGUUUUUGGCUGCUCAAAACUUAGUAGCUUGCCAGAGGUUUUAAAGGAAAUCAAGUGUUUGGAGGAACUUUAUGCAGGUGAAACUGCUAUUAAAGAUCUACCUUCAUUUGUCUUUUAUCUGGAAAGUCUCAAGAAUAUCUCAUUUGCUGGGUGCAAAGGGCCAGUAGCUAACUCAGUAAAUGGACUUUUUCUCCCCUUUAAGUGGCUGUUUGGGAAUCAGCAAACUCCUACUGGAUUUAGAAUACCACCUUCAAUAAAAUCUAUACUGAAUCUACCGUCUUUGCGUAGAAUAAAUUUAAGUUACUGCAAUCUAUCUGAAGACUCAAUCCCAGAUGAUUUUUGUCACUUAUCUUCAUUGCUCAUUCUAAAUCUUACUGGCAACAAUUUUGUUAGCCUACCAAGUUGCAUUUCCAAACUCUCAAAGCUUGAAUUUCUUAUCCUAAACUGCUGUGAAAAGCUUCAAAGGUUGCCAGAGCUUCCAUCAAGCAUGCGAGGGUUGGAGGCAAGCAAUUGCUCUUCACUGGAAACUUCCAAAUUCAAUCCAUCCAAGCCAUGUAGUCUUUUUGCAUCGCCUACAAAAUGGAAUUUACCGAGAGAAAUUAGAGUCUUUAUGGAGGGACUCCGUCUUCCCAAAAAAAGAUUUGACAUGAUUAUUACAGGGAGUGAAAUUCCAUCAUGGUUUGUCCCUCAAAAAUAUGUUUCAUUUGCAAAUAUACCAAUCCCUCACAAUUGCCAUAUAAACGAAUGGGUGGGAUUUGCUUUGUGUUUCCUGUUAAUAAGUUAUACUGUCCCACCUGAGGCGUGCCAUCAUGAAGUUGAUUGCUACUUGUUUGGACCUAAUGGUAAGUUGUUUAUCAGCUCCACGGAUUUGCCUCCCAUGGAGCCAUGUUACCCUCACCUCUAUAUUCUCUAUUUGUCCAUUGAAAAAUACCGAGAAAAAUACCAAGAAAUAAUUUAUGAAGGUGGUGACAACAGUGAGAUUGAAUUUGUAUUGAAAAGUUAUUGUUGUCAUUCAUUGGAAAUAGUGAGGUGUGGGUGUCGUUUGGUAUGUAAGCAAGAUGUUGAAGAUAUUUAUGAAAAUAAUUUCGAGGAUUUGUCCUAAUAUUGUAGUUGGUACUUGAAAAUAGUAUCCUUUUUCUUCUAGUGAAAAGCUCCACUUGCUAAUAAGAUGGUGUGAAUUAUCUAGCAAGUUUUCAUGUAAUUAUUCAUAUAUCUUGUUACUUGUAUAUAAACUUCUCCCUGUGCUUGUAGUUUGAACUCAACUUUUGCAUAUUUUGUUGAGAUGAUCCAUACUAAUGAGAAUCAAGAUAUUAAAGUCAA
Molecule: messenger RNA, 3785 nt
Organism: Cajanus cajan (pigeon pea)
Lineage: Eukaryota; Viridiplantae; Streptophyta; Magnoliopsida; Fabales; Fabaceae
Product: TMV resistance protein N
Biological process (GO): signal transduction; defense response
Molecular function (GO): ADP binding
Source: RefSeq, a predicted model, not a curated record